AUGAUAAGUGAACAUGUACCUCUCUCAAAGAAUCAGUACUUCUACAUAGUUGCUUGUGCAUUCCUAGGUACACUAGGUGUUAUGGGAUUAGUACAACAGGUAUUGGAUAUUAUAUUGGGUGUGGCAUUGGCUGUUGUAAUGCUGCUGGGCAUCAGAGGAGUGUGGAAGAGAAAGAAGAACAAUCUGUUUGUGUUCAUGUGGAUCUUGAUUGGACUGGCAUUCAUACAGGUCAUUGGCAUUGCUGUCACUGUCAUCCUCUACAAGACCAAGCACAGAGUAUCACACAUUGGUUUCUAUCCAGGCGUCAUCCUCGAUGUAUUCAGAGUUAUUUAUUUGCUUGCACUGUCAUUCUUCACCAGCUACAUUCGCAACACGUUAGGUUACAAGCGACCACCAACUCAACUGAACCGUAUAUAA
Molecule: messenger RNA, 417 nt
Organism: Acytostelium subglobosum LB1
Lineage: Eukaryota; Evosea; Eumycetozoa; Acytosteliales; Acytosteliaceae
Exons: 3
Coding region: 1-417 (138 amino acids)
Source: RefSeq, a predicted model, not a curated record